Messenger RNA from Austrofundulus limnaeus, 695 nucleotides. It is a transcript of the gene palm2akap2, whose product is annotated as palm2 and akap2 fusion. The record is from RefSeq and is a predicted model, not a curated record. Gene Ontology annotation, biological process: regulation of cell shape. Lineage: Eukaryota; Metazoa; Chordata; Actinopteri; Cyprinodontiformes; Rivulidae. Gene Ontology annotation, cellular component: membrane.
CACACACACACACACACACACACACACACACUCCCUCCUGCUAGAGCAGAGUGAUGCAGGAGUGGCAGCAGCAGCUGCUCCGACACAUCCCAACACACCAAGAAGACAGGAGGACAGGAGGAGGAGAGAGGACGUGGGGACAGAGGAGGAGGAGAGGAGGAAGAGCAGGAAGAGGAGGGUACAAGUCUCUUAAAAAGGACACCGGUGGGGACAGGAGUGCAGGAGGAGGAAGAGGAGAAAGGAGGCGGGAGCUGCAGCCAUGUCAGAUGCACCUUUGCAGAGGAACGGCGCGGUGAAAGCCCCGAUGUCGAGUGAGGAGGCUCAGCUCCACAAAGAGAGGCUGCAGGCCCUGGCGGAGAAGAGAAAACGACAAGCUGAAAUUGAGGACAAAAGAAGUCAGCUUGACAAUCUGGUGCUACAGCUUCAACAUGUUAAGUCCAAAGCCAUGCGUGAGCGAUGGCUCCUCCAGGGAAUGGCGGCCGAGGAAGAGGAGGCCCGGCGGAAACAGCUGGAGAAGGAUGAGGAYCAGGGCAAAAUGCUUGAAGAUAUGAUACACAGGUUGGAGUCUGAAAUUGGAGCCCUUGAAAGUGAAGAGUCACAAAUUUCAGCCAAAGAGCAGGUGCUUCGUGAGCGUCUGAAAGAGACGGAACGCUCCAUCGAAGACCUGCAAAAGAGCCUGAUGACCCAGGAUGAAG